Messenger RNA from Selaginella moellendorffii, 623 nucleotides. RefSeq names its product peptidyl-prolyl cis-trans isomerase ppi1. The record is from RefSeq and is a predicted model, not a curated record. Bases 16 to 573 code for a protein of 185 amino acids. Gene Ontology annotation, biological process: protein peptidyl-prolyl isomerization. Gene Ontology annotation, cellular component: catalytic step 2 spliceosome. Gene Ontology annotation, molecular function: peptidyl-prolyl cis-trans isomerase activity. NCBI's taxonomy places the organism in Eukaryota, Viridiplantae, Streptophyta, Lycopodiopsida, Selaginellales, Selaginellaceae. The transcript has 6 exons.
AUAUUAUCUAGGGCAAUGUCGGUGGUGUUGUGCUGCACGCACGGCCGCUUGGAGAUCGAUCUCUUCCUGGAGGACGCGCCAAGGACUUGCCGGAAUUUCUUGGAGCUUUGCAAGGCGGGAUACUACGAUGGGAUCACAUUUCACAAGAUCGUUCCACGGUUUAUGUGCCAGAGCGGCGAUCCCUCAGGCACUGGGAGAGGAGGCUACUCGAUCUAUGGGGCGCGAUUUGACGAUGAGAUUUCCGCCAGGCACAACCACGACGCGACAGGGAUAGUCUCCAUGGCCAAUUUCGGUCGCAACACAAAUGCUUCCCAGUUUUUCAUUCUCUUCAAGCCCAGCCCGCAUCUGGAUGGAAAGCACACGGUGUUUGGGAAAGUGAGGGAGAAUUCGCUCGUGGUUUUGGACAAGAUGCAGCUGGUCAAAGUGAAGAAGAACAACGUGCCAGUGGAACCAGUGAAAUUAUAUGUUGCUGAGGUUUUGGAAGAUCCAUGGGAAGGAGAAUCGCUCCCAGCUGAUGCGUGGAUUCCUCCCAAGCCUCUUAUUGGAUCCAAGCACAUAUGUUGCAUCCAAUAGCUCCAAGUACAGUUUUUUUGCUCGCUUCUAUUUCAUGAGGAACGUUUUUC